AUGCCUCCGCAGAAUAGGAUACUGGACCGCGGGGACGAUGACGAAGUCUGCCCCGUCUGCAAGUCCUCGCGGUAUUUGAACCCGGACAUGCGAUUCCUCAUCAAUCCAGAAUGUUACCAUAAGAUGUGCGAGUCGUGCGUGGACCGAAUAUUCUCUGGAGGACCAGCGAACUGUCCGGUUGCAGGGUGUCAUAAGACGUUGCGGAAGAAUCGAUUUCGGAAGCAGACAUUCGAAGACAUCAACGUGGAAAGGGAGGUUGAUAUCCGGCGCAAGGUGAUGCAAAUUCUCAACCGCCGCGAAGAAGAAUUUGACUCGAAACGAGCCUGGGACGACUUCCUUGAACAGCGCGAAGAGAUCAUCGCAAACCUCGUCACUGGCACGGACGUCUCCAAAACCGAAUCCGACCUACAAGCCUACGCAUCCGAGAACGUCCGCUCCAUCCGCGCGAACCAAGCUCUCGAAGCCCAAGAAGCCACAUCAUUCCAGGAACAACAGACACUCGAGCAAGAACAAGCACGUCUUCGCCGCCAGGCCGCAAGACAGGAAUACGAAGAUGAACGGCGCGAGAUCCUUGCUGGUCGGGAGGACGUCAUCAGUCGUCUUGCGUCUGGGAAGCCUACAGAUGCAGCGACAAUCGCGCGCGAGGGCCAGAAGGUUCUGCUCAAGAAGUCUUCUGCGCGUCGUAGUGAGGAGGAGCGGAUUCGACAGAAACAGGCUGCGUUGCGGAACUCGGAUGCUAAGAAGGCUGAAGCUCCAGUGGCUACAACAGAGCGGGCUGGCGAUACUGGUUUGAUCAAGGGUCUGAAGAAGAUCAAGACUCCAGAACCGGAGAAGCCGUACGAUCCUUUUAUGGGGAUGGUGCCAAACAAGCGGGAUUACUAUACGUUACGGGAUCAUUACCCAUCCGGUUACCUCGAUCCUAUCAGACAGGAUACCCGUAUGCAGGCUGGCGGGUACGACGUGCGGGAGUACUACUCGCGUACUUUGCUCGAGGCAUUUGCCGGAUUGGGUUGCUUUGUCGAUGAAGAAGUGUCUAAGCGAGAUGCAUCGACUGCAUUGGGUUUGUCCAGACCAGCUACUGAGGGAGCAGCCAUGGCCGCUGUUACCAGUUCUGGGUUGAACGAUGAGAAUAUAUGA
This is a messenger RNA of Aspergillus chevalieri, 1137 nucleotides long. It is a transcript of the gene TFB3, whose product is annotated as TFIIH/NER complex subunit TFB3. Gene Ontology annotation, cellular component: transcription factor TFIIH holo complex. Gene Ontology annotation, biological process: regulation of transcription by RNA polymerase II; positive regulation of cyclin-dependent protein serine/threonine kinase activity; nucleotide-excision repair. Gene Ontology annotation, molecular function: cyclin-dependent protein serine/threonine kinase activator activity. NCBI's taxonomy places the organism in Eukaryota, Fungi, Ascomycota, Eurotiomycetes, Eurotiales, Aspergillaceae. The record is from RefSeq and is a predicted model, not a curated record. The transcript is spliced from 3 exons. The coding region runs from base 1 to 1137 and encodes 378 amino acids.